Molecule: messenger RNA, 2629 nt
Organism: Ceratosolen solmsi marchali
Lineage: Eukaryota; Metazoa; Arthropoda; Insecta; Hymenoptera; Agaonidae
Product: lymphoid-specific helicase
Exons: 7
Coding region: 218-2629 (803 amino acids)
Molecular function (GO): ATP binding
Source: RefSeq, a predicted model, not a curated record
CCAUUGUGAAUUUUAGUUGCUUCUUUCACUUAGCGACUGAUGAGCGAUUAAUUCCAUCACGUGGUGUAUUUUUUUAUAUUCCUCAAAGUUGUUGAUUAUUGCAAACCAUAGUGUCUUAUUUGUUUAAGUUUUCAAAUAUUUCAAGCAGAUAUAUAAUAUAGGACAGAAGAUUUUAAAUAAGAUUUGCUGCAGCUUUGCUGAGCAUAACGAUUCGGAUAUGGAUUCAUUACCUUUGGAUCUACAAAAUCUUGUUGGAGAAAAAAAGCCUGUUGUACAAUUAGAGCGAAUUAAUCGUGAAAUAACCAAUAUUUCAGAGGAUUCUGGAUUUUCUAGUACUUCGGAUGGCUCGGUUAACUUGGAGUCUGGGGUUCCUACGAUAAAAGAAAAUAACAAUGCAAUUGAUAGCGAGGAGAUCAAGUUCGUUGAUGCUGAAUUUGUAACAAAAGAUCUUGGCAUUGACAUAAAGAAACGAAAACCAUUUUGGACAACAGAAUUAUUGGAACAGAAGCGUUUGGAUCGAGAAGCUUAUGAAAGAGAUAUUCAAGAAAAGCAAUAUAAACGAUUAAUGCAUUUAUUGACACAGAGUAAAGCAUUUACUAAUUUUAUGUCAACAAGAUUUAACGAGAGACUUAAAACUAAGAAUAAAAAAAUUGGUGGAAAACGAAAAUUAACUGCUGAGAACCAAGAUUCAUCCUCGCCAAAGAAAGAAAAAUUAAGCGCCGAUGCUAUUUUUAAGAUGAAAGAAAAUGACAACAAAAAGAAUAAACUAAGGCUUAGCGAUGACGAUAUACAAAAAGAGUUAUCAUCCAUGUCGGAGGAAGAUUCGAGUAACAAAGAGAAUAUUGACUUUUCGGAUAAUUUUGUUCAACCAAAAUAUUUUCUUGGAAAAUUACGACCUUAUCAGAAAGAAGGUCUUAAUUGGUUGAAGAUUUUGUAUGAAAAUGGAUUGAAUGGAAUUUUAGCAGAUGAAAUGGGAUUGGGGAAGACCGUUCAAAUAAUAGCUCUUUUUGCUCAUUUAAUAGAAAAACAAAUAUCUGGACCAUUUUUAAUUAUCGUACCGUUAUCAACACUUGGUAAUUGGGUAUCUGAGUUUCAACGUUUUGCUCCUAAGAUUCCCGUAGUAGUUUAUUAUGGUAGAAAUGAAACAAAGAACUCAAUUAAGGAUAAAAUUUCUAGAAGAGUACAUAUAUCAUCAUCGUGUAGUACACAUCCUGUGAUACUUACGACGUAUCAAAUGGUGAUGAACAAUGAUUAUUUCCUAAAAUUAUUUCAUUUUAAGUAUAUGGUUAUCGACGAAGCUCAACGAAUUAAAAAUACCAGGUGUCGAUUGUUGAAGAUACUAAAGCAAUUGGAGUCAGUAAAUCGUCUAUUAUUGACGGGUACUCCGUUACAGAAUAACUUAUCUGAAUUGUGGUCUUUGUUAAAUUUUCUUUUACCAGAUAUAUUUAAUGACUUGGAAGUAUUUCAAGCUUGGUUUGAUGCUAAACAAUUGCAGGAUGAGAAUGAAAAAAAAAAAUUAUUCAAACAAGAAGAAGAAAAACAUAUUUUGUCCACGCUUCGAGAAAUAUUACAACCUUUCAUGCUGCGGCGUUUGAAAGAGGACGUUUGCAAGGAUAUUCCUAUAAAUAAGGAAAUUAUAAUAUAUACACCUUUAACUGAACUCCAGUACGAUCUUUACUCAUCCGUUCUAAAUAGGCAUUUUAAUAAACAUUAUUCUGAAGAAUUGGAAUCUGUUAUUAUUGACGUCGACGGUGUAAGACCAAAGAGAAAGUGUACCAAUAAAAUUGAUUUUGAAAAGGGUUGUUAUAAGAGCAACAUCGGAACAAGUGAAACUCAAAGAAUUGGAAAUGCAGAUAUUAAUUCUGUAGAUUAUAAAGAAUGGAAUAAAUAUACAGAUGUAACGGAAAAAAAUGUUAAUUAUUUAAUAAAAAUAAAAUAUAUGAACUAUGUAUCGGUUUAUAAGCACAUAGUAAAUCAUCCAUAUAUACUUUAUAAUCCUCUAAUUGAUCCAAGCGAAGGGAAAACUAUAAAUGAUCUUGUUAAAGAUUCCGGUAAAAUGAUAGUACUCGAUAUGAUGCUGAGAAAGCUCAAGAGUAACAAUCACAAAAUUUUACUUUUUUCAACAAUGAGUAUGGUUUUAAAUAUUUUGGAGGAUUAUUUAUCUUGGAAAAACUAUAAGUACGUUAGAUUGGACGGAUCGGUACUACAUGCAGCACGUCAAGAAAAUAUCAAUAAGUUUAAUACAGAUCCAAAUACAUUUAUUUUUUUGCUUACUACCAAAGCCGGUGGUGUUGGUUUAAAUCUCACAGCAGCGGAUACCGUCAUUAUUUAUGACAGUGAUUGGAAUCCUCAAAAUGAUAUACAAGCUAUGGCACGUUGCCAUAGAAUAGGACAGACAAAACCAGUCGCUGUGUAUAGACUUUGUAAUAAAGGUACGAUUGAUGAGUUGAUAAUGAAACGUGCCAAUGCUAAACGAUUUUUGGAAAAAGCCAUUAUUUCAAAGGAAGAAUUUUCUGUUAAUAAUAAAGAAGAUAUUUUGAAAUUAAAAAAUCUUCUGGACAAUGAUGCAUUUAAAGUUUUUUAUACCGAUGCCGAACUAAACGAGUUAUUAGAUAGAAGUAAUUGGUAA